Messenger RNA from Erinaceus europaeus (western European hedgehog), 3143 nucleotides. RefSeq names its product SH3 binding domain protein 5 like (gene SH3BP5L). Gene Ontology annotation, biological process: negative regulation of protein tyrosine kinase activity; intracellular signal transduction. The transcript has 7 exons. The coding region runs from base 574 to 1755 and encodes 393 amino acids. Gene Ontology annotation, molecular function: protein kinase inhibitor activity. Lineage: Eukaryota; Metazoa; Chordata; Mammalia; Eulipotyphla; Erinaceidae. The record is from RefSeq and is a predicted model, not a curated record. Gene Ontology annotation, cellular component: cytoplasm.
GCCCGGGAGCUGGGGGGCGUUGUUACCAGAUGAGGCAUUUCCGCUUCCUCUUGGCCCUGAUGUAUUUGGUUGGACAGGCUUGUUGCGGGGAGGAGGGGGGAACAUUGUUUGCAGUCUGGGAGCUACGCGCACGGAAGGUAAACUGAGCUCCCCAGGGACUCAUCCCUCAGCCUCUGCUCCUGCCCUGCCUUCUCUCUCCAGCUGCCACUCCAGCCUGGAGGCGCUUGCCUCCUCCCUCCCGAAUGGUGCACCUUUUUGCAGGCCUCGGCCCAGGAUCCAGGCCCCCUUUGCCCUCUGCCCCGAAGCUGUUGCUUCAGGCCUCUCUCGGUGGAUUUUUGGUAAAGGAGAGGAAAGAACUUUUGCACAGACAAGGCUAUAGUUCUAGUCACCCCGUCGACAACUUGGAUCUUUGCCCCUAACGGAGUGUGAAAUUCUUUCUGUGACUCCUUCUUCUACCCUUUGAGAAGAUAGAUCCUUCUUGUCAUUCAGAGCCCAGGAAGCCCCAAACUGGGGCCAGGAUCCGAGCAUGUCAGUCCUCUCUUGUCCAUAGGGCUAUGCCCUCUCCCCAUCAGCAUGGCUGAGCUCAGGCAGGUUCCAGGAGGUCGGGAGACCCCACAGGGGGAGCUUCGUGCUGAGGUGGUGGAGGAUGAAGUGCCUCGGAGCCCGGCUGUUGAGGAGCCUGGAGGAGAAGGAAGCAACAGCAACGAGGCCAAAUUGUCUCCAAGAGAGGAGGAAGAAUUGGAUCCUAGAAUACAGGAGGAGCUGGAGCAUCUGAACCAAGCCAGCGAGGAGAUCAACCAGGUGGAACUACAGCUGGAUGAGGCUAGGACCACUUACCGGAGGAUCCUGCAGGAGUCAGCGAGGAAACUUAACAUGCAGGGCUCUCAUUUGGGGAGCUGCAUUGAGAAAGCUCGGCCCUACUAUGAGGCUCGGCGACUGGCUAAAGAGGCCCAGCAGGAGACACAGAAGGCAGCUCUGCGUUAUGAGCGGGCUGUGAGCAUGCACAACGCUGCCCGGGAGAUGGUGUUUGUGGCUGAGCAGGGUGUCAUGGCUGACAAGAACCGGUUGGAUCCCACAUGGCAGGAGAUGCUCAACCAUGCCACCUGCAAGGUGAAUGAAGCAGAAGAAGAGCGACUUCGUGGUGAAAGAGAGCACCAGCGGGUGACAAGACUGUGCCAGCAGGCUGAGGCUCGAGUCCAGGCCUUGCAGAAGACGCUCCGGCGGGCCAUCAGCAAGAGCAGACCUUACUUCGAGCUCAAGGCUCAGUUCAGUCAGAUACUAGAGGAGCACAAGGCCAAGGUGACACAACUGGAGCAGCAGGUGGCCCAGGCCAAGACCCGAUACUCAGUUGCCCUUCGCAACCUGGAGCAGAUCAGUGAACAGAUUCACGCUCGGCGCCGGGGCCUGCCUUCUCAUCCUGCGGGCCAGCGGCGCUCUUCUCCCAUUGGGGCUGAGGCUGGGCCUGAUGGAGGCGAGGAUGGGGAUAGUGGGAUCAUUGAGGGGGCUGAGGGUGGGGGGCUGGAGGAGAGCAGCAGCCUAGGCCCUGGACCUGCCGCUGACACGGACACGCUGAGCCUGUUGAGUCUGCGCACUGUGGCCUCGGACCUGCAGAAGUGUGAUUCAGUGGAGCAUCUGCGAGGCCUCUCAGACCACACCAGUCUGGAUGGCCAGGAACUUGGUUUCCAGAGCGGGGGCCGCCGAGGCAGUGACGGUGGGGGCCGAGGGGGCCGCCAUCAACGCAGUGUCAGCCUGUAGCCCUUGGUUCAGGACAGUAGGUUCAUCUCUUGCUAUCACCAUCCCACACAGGGCUGGGCAGACCUUCAGCUCUGUCUGCUUAGGUCCCUGCUUCCAUAGAAGAAGCAGGUCGGACCGUCAGAAGUCUUAUCUCUACUCGUCACGUCUCCCCGCCUCCCCCCCCCAACACCUCAGUCCUGAGGCCCUUUUUUGCCCUCUUUCUGACUUCGUUUAUCUGUCUAACUUUCCCCUCAGGAAACCUGGUCUAGAAGGCACAGGGAGGCACACCAGAGAUGUGGGUGCUGGACCUGAUCCCUGCAUCUUGGUUCCCAGCCUGAGUGGAUGGACAGGUGCCCUUUCUGUAGUUCCAACCCCUCCCACCACCUCUUCUCCUGGGGGUGCCCUAGGGAUGCUGCUGAACCCUCUCAGAGCCUCGUGCCCUGCCCUCUGUGUGUAAACUGUAAGAUGCACUGUGGGACUACGUGCCUCCGGAAGACACUACCUGUUCCUUCUGCACCCACCCUCGUGACCUAAGCAACUCUUGCUAUGCUUGUUCCAGUGCGGGGCUGAAAGGGGACCGGUAUCAGGGUAGUUGAAACCUAACCCUAGUGUCAGCAUAGGGAAGGAACACCACCGAUUGCACAGGCUCACGUGUGCGUGGCAUUUCCCCAGCUGGGCUGGGCCCUUAACGUUGCCAGGGUGCUAGUGAGUCUCCAAUGGUGUUCAUGUUGAGUGGAUGUACUAGGUACCUGUGGUUGAGGACCCCGUCAUUCUUGCUGUGGAGUUAGGUUUACUUUUUUUUUUUUUUUUUUCUUUUUCUGACUGGAAGGUGCUGAACUGCAUUCCAGCACCUUCCUGCAAGGUGGAGUUAGGGAAUUUGGUGCUCAACUGCUCUCCCUUGCUCUUCCCCAAACCAAAUCAUACCUACUCCAGGAUCCCUUCGGGGGGAUAUUAAAGUUUGACAGCUGAAUUCCUGCAGGGAAGGACUGGUCUGGGACGAGGCCCACCCUCUGCAGGGAACAGCUCCAGGUGUCCCAUGACGUCCCUGGGCUGUGUAUGAAUACAUAGGGUGGGCGAAGGGGCAGUUGAGAAAUCACACCAGAGGGUGCCUUGGGAGAAUUGAUCCUUCCUGUCCCACUCCAGGAGGGUUGAGAGCUGGACUUUGGGCAUGAGAUCUGCCUAGCCUGCGCUGCUGCCAUUGACUGGAGGGGAGUGGGCCUUCUCAUUUAGGGUGUUUUCUGUUCUGGGGUUGAGGCAGGAUGGUCACGAUGAAAACCACUGGGUUUGAGGUGGCCAGGGGUGGAGGGAAGAACAGGAGAAUUUGGGCAUGCGUGCAUGUAUGUGCCAGUGUGUGUGUAUGGGAAAGGCUCCGCCCCUGAUUUUAUUUAAAUAAAAUAGUUUAUGUAACA